ACUCAACCCCCUUGCCCUUCACCCUGCGGUCCCUACUCCUACCGGAGUUGUAUUCCACCAGCCACCCCGCGCUGCUGCCGUUUUCACCUUCUAACGACCAGCUUCUUCACCCGACGACCACCAUCGACCCAGCCUCCCCCGUCGCCACCCACAGCCGCGAACCGCCGACUUCUUGUCUGCGGCGCCUGCCGCUGGUUUCAACCGUUGUCCACCGCGCCGGCCCGCUCCCCUCCCUUCUCCUUCUCACGGUGAUUUCACCUCCUCCAUUCAGUUCUGGGAAUGGCGCUGCACAAAUCCACAGCCGGCUUCGAUUGUUGGUGAAAUGUGAACACAAGAAUUCCGAGCUCGAAGCGAUCAGAAAUCAUUGAAGACAACAACAUGAGAAUAUCAAAAUUUUUAAGUUAUUUGUUGGAUCUGUAGCACAUACCAAAUCAAUCCUCCUCCUCACAACCCGAGUUAACUAUAGCUCAUCAUGUCGACUGUGAGCGAGAGUUCUGCUGCUGCUGCACACGGUCGGGCCCGGGGCCCAGUGGCGGUGUAUGUCGACACGCCUUAUGACGCCCCUAUACCCGCAGGUGCCGAGGGGUGCAUUCUCGCGACCCGCAUACCUGAGGUCCAGGACCUCCCGACCUACAACCUGCUCAAUGGGGACACCGCGACCAUCGUCCCAUAUCUGCAGAGGUCAACUGUGCCGGUGCAUUACAGGUGGGUGCCGGUCGCAAAUUUGCCAUGUGAACAUGCCAUCAAGCACAUGGACGCCUACAUCAAGAGCCACCUGUUCCGCAUCGCGCUCAACGCCCCGCCAGCAUGGGCGACGAGGCCAUCAGGACGGCAGGAUUCUUGCUUGGUGCGACUCAGGCCGUCCUCACGGCCAACUUUGACGUGAGGCCGUCGAACUUCAUCACUGCAGAGGUGGUUCCCGCUGUCCUCGAGAUCGAAUGGACUCAGAGGGUAGGCCUUGCCAGAAGCUCAUAGGGAAGGCUGCUGCAGAGGGCAGGCCCACUGUCAAGGCGCUCCACUGGCUGACCACGCCCUUGAUGCUCACUGACCUUGAGAAAGCCCUUCUCAAGUGUAUUGUGAGGUCGGCACAGGCCAUCCUCCCUCUACAGGGGUACUCCCUGAUAACCGGGCACCACUACCUCUUGGACAGAGGAAAACAGAGCUUUAAGGUGUUUCUGCCGGUCGAGAAGCAGGUGUGGCGCACACAGGACGUCAAGGAUUGGUGGACCGAACACGUGGACAUUGCAAGGGAUUUGCUCUGGCACAAGGCUGGCCAUCCAGUGGCCAACAUUGUGAAAGAGGAGGCAGCAGAGAUCGAAGCUGGUGAAGGCCAACUUGUUGAGGGCCCAGCUGGGGUCUGUGGCAGCGCGGCUGCCUGCGAUGGAGCCGAGUGCUAAAGCCGCGCAGGCCUACCUGGCGGUUCU
This is a messenger RNA of Andrographis paniculata, 1424 nucleotides long. RefSeq lists its product as uncharacterized. The record is from RefSeq and is a predicted model, not a curated record. NCBI's taxonomy places the organism in Eukaryota, Viridiplantae, Streptophyta, Magnoliopsida, Lamiales, Acanthaceae. Bases 939 to 1397 code for a protein of 152 amino acids. The transcript is spliced from 2 exons.